AUGUUCUUGGCCGUGCUGCUCCUCUCUGUGGCCAUCAGUGCCUACACGGUGACCUUCGUUGCGGAUCCGCACUACGACCCUCUCUAUAAGGAAGAUUCCAACCCCAGCGAGAAUUGCCGCGUCAGUGGUGGUGCAGCACCUAAUAUAACUUAUCCGUAUGGCCAAUACAAAUGUGGAGCAGUUGACAAAGCGCUGGAUGUGCUCGUGGAUGCUCUCCGUCAGACAACUAAGACGUCUAACAUCUCUUUCAUGAUCGGCGACGCCAUCCUAGGUAAGCAUGCAAAUCGUGAGGACCAUGACCAGGCGAUUAAAUCCUUGUAUGAUAAGAUUCGCAGCGGAAUCAACGGACCUCUUUACCCCGUACUGGGCAACACCGAGUUCUAUGGGAUCAAUCAUUCAUCAUCCAACGAAGAAAUUCUCUCACAGAUUGAGAAGCUUGGUAAGCUUACCGGCCUUGAGAGUGUUUCUCCAUCGGCGUACAAACAAUUUCUUAACGGUGGCUACUACUCUGUUAGGGAUGGCAGACUAAAGUUUAUAGUCAUCAACACGGGGCUGUAUAACUCUCUUCAGAAGAGGGAGGAAGAGGAUCCUCUUGGGCAAGUGGCCUUUGUUAAGGCGGAGUUGGAGGAUUGCCGUAAGUCUAAGUGUCGGGUGGCAGUAAUACAGCACAUCCCCUUGAUGAUGUCCACGUACACUGGUACAUAUACCAUGCAGCAAAGGUACUCUGAUGCUCUAAGGCAUUUGUACUGCGAAUAUUAUGACGUGGUAGCGAACAUUCACGCUGCAGAGGAUCACCGCGACGAGUUCAAACUGAUUUACUGUCAGAGCAACGCUUCAGGAAUCCCUCUCUUCAUGCUGCCUGCCAUCUCUCCGAAUAGAUACAAUAACCCGGGAUAUAGACAGGUCGAGCUUUCGCCGAAGACCGGCAACGUUAUGGACUAUGUACAAUACUACCUAGACUUAGGGCUGGCCAACAUCAAAACGCGUACAGAAAACGUCUACACAAGGCAUCGUACCGGACAUAAUGUUCCAACGGCCACUUAUAAUCUCGAGUACCGCUUCAGUGACGAGUACGGCUCUUCCAUUGCGAAACACCUAAACGAUCAGGAACUUAUAGUGGCCUCCAUGAAAACUGAGGGAUGGGGGACAUACACCCCCAUGCGCGCUCUGUACCUGGCCCUACAGAAUGACCCAGAUGUUUGGAGCGUCUUCCACUCUCAUAUGAGCUCACUGUGUUACGACAAGAAGAUUUCCUUUAUCUGUGCGGCUAGAGCCAUUACGAUAGAGUCAUACAAGUCAUGUUUAGCCAAGUUGCAGUGA
Messenger RNA from Giardia duodenalis, 1320 nucleotides. RefSeq names its product Acid sphingomyelinase. Bases 1 to 1320 code for a protein of 439 amino acids. The transcript has a single exon. The record is from RefSeq and is a predicted model, not a curated record. NCBI's taxonomy places the organism in Eukaryota, Fornicata, Diplomonadida, Hexamitidae.